This is a messenger RNA of Jaculus jaculus (lesser Egyptian jerboa), 2992 nucleotides long. RefSeq names its product coiled-coil domain containing 146 (gene Ccdc146). The coding region runs from base 104 to 2962 and encodes 952 amino acids. The transcript is spliced from 19 exons. Gene Ontology annotation, cellular component: cytoskeleton. Lineage: Eukaryota; Metazoa; Chordata; Mammalia; Rodentia; Dipodidae. The record is from RefSeq and is a predicted model, not a curated record.
GAGGGUGGAGCUUUGGAGUGACAUUCAAGAGGCUUUUCAACACCUAGAAAAAAAAAAAGAGGCUAAAUAAGGAUCAGGACGAAGAGAAGGGAACUGUGUAAAAAUGGAAGACAGUAACACGGACACAGAAAAAGAAGAGGAAGAUGAGGAGAAAACAGACAUCCCUCCUGCUACCAUGCCCACAAUUCACAUCCAAGAUGAGAGGUUUGUUGUUUUAUCUGAAACACCAGCUUUCAUUUGUCUAAAUGAGUUAUAUGCUAAGGGGAAAAUUCCUGGAACCAGAAUGGCAGAGCUAAAAGCCAAGUACGCCUUGUUGCAUGACACAGUGGUGAGCACGCAGACGUCGGAGCUGCAGCUGCUGCAGGACGCCAAGAUCUUCGCGGAGCAGAUCGAGCAGCAGCAGGUGCAUAUGCAGCGUGCCGAGGACUUCCCCACCGCCUUCGCCACCAACGUGACCAAGAUGCGGGAGCAGCUGCUCAAGUAUCAGAACGAGUACAGGGCCCUGCAGGAGAGGGAGUCGCACAACGCGUACAGGUUGAACAGUUUAACUGAAGAAAAGAGCCUCUUAUUAAAGGAAUUUGACAAGAUACCUAAGCCGGGGGAACUGGAGAAGAAGAUGAGAGCCUUGAAGGAAAACACGGAAGAGCUGCGUAAGGAGACAAUGCAAAAGAAAUUGGAGAUUAAGAAUUUACGGGAGGAUCUGGCAUCUAAGCAAAAGCAAUUACUGAAGGAGCAGAAGGAGCUAGAAAAGUUGAUGGAAUAUCAGGUGGUCCUAAAGGAUGAAGUGGUCCACCAUCAGGCUAUUCCUGUACAAAUUGGAAAGGAAAUAGAAAAAAUGACACGCAAAAAAGUAGAAAUGGAGAAGAAAAAUAUUGCUUUGGAGGGUGAAGUUAGACUGCUAAAUGAGUCUCUAAAGAAAGUGGAAACCAAAGGUAAUGCUCUCAUGGAAGAAAAGGAGGAAGUCAUAAAGGACGUUGAAAGCAAGCGAGCCUUGCUGGAAGUCAAAGAACGAGAGUAUAACCAGCUGAUUAAGUUAUUAGAGCUAACCAGAGAGACUGAAGCAUCUUCACUGACUGAAAGAGGAAUGUUGGAUCUCAAUUUACGAAACUGUCUCAUUGACAAGCAGAACUACCAUGAUGAACUUUCCCGCAAGCAGAGGGAGAAGGAACGAGAUAUUCGCAAUUUAAAGAAGAUGGAGCUCCUCUUGAAAGUAUCCUUGGAUACACUCACUCAGACUCAAGCCAUGCAUCAGAGGCUCAUACUAGAGAUGGAAGCUAUCCCUGAAGAUGACAUUGCACUAAUGGAGAGAAGGAAAGAGCUGCAAAAGGAAGUUGAAAUAUCUAAGAGAAAUUUGGCCCAACAGAAAAUUUUUUCAGAAACUGAGUCAAAGUUGCUAGAACAGCAACUUGCAGAAGAAAACAGACUUAUAAAGGAACAAGAAAGUAUGCGAGGCCUGGUCUUCAACCUUGUCCGUAUGACUCAACUCAAAAUUGAGGAAAGAGAACAGAAGUCCAAGGAUUUGCUGAAAGCCCAGCAAAAAUAUUCCAAUAUUACUAAGGAAAUCAGAACAAAGGAUCUUGAAAUUAGAAUAUGUAAGAAGAGAAAACGUGAAAUUCAUCGGAGACUCAGAGAGUUUGCUAAAUUGUACGACACAAUUCGAAAUGAAAGAAACAAGCUUAUUAACCUACUUCAUAAAUCUCACCAGAAAGUGAAUGAAAUAAGAGAAAGGUAUAAGAUGUCGUUAAAUGAAUUGGAAAUUUUAAGAAGCAGUGCAGUUACUCAGGAAAGGAAGCUCCAAAAUACCAUGCUGAAGCAUGCCAACAACGUGACCAUCCGAGAAAGCUUGCAAAACGAUGUGUGUAAAAUCACGGCGAAACUUCAAGAAAUGAAGGACAAGAAGGAAGCCCAGUUGACCAGCAUGGACAGACUGGCCAGCACGAUCACCUCCAUAGAGGAGGAGAUGGUGCAGCUUCGCAAAAAGUAUGAGAGAGCCAUCCAGCGGCGAAACGAGAGUGGCGUUCAGCUGAUCAAGCGGGAGGAAGAAGUGUGCAUUUUUUAUGAAAAAAUAAACAUCCAAGAGAAGAUGAAACUAAAUGGGGAAAUUGAAAUACAUGUCCUGGAAGAAAAGAUACGGUUCCUGAAGCUGAAGAUUGCCGAGAAGCAGAGACAGAUCUGCGUCACACGGAAUUUAGUGCCAGUCAAGAGGGCCCUGGACGCUGACCUGGCUGUGCUCCAGAUUCAGUUUUCCCAGUGCACAGACAAAAUAAAGGAACUGGAGAAACAUUUUAUCAAUCCUGAGAGUAAGAACAGAAUCCGCCUCAUUCCGGGGAAGGAUCUCACUGAAGAAGAAAUAAUCAAGAAAUUAGAUAUGCUAGAGUUUGAGCUGGCAAAGAAGGAGGAGAAGUUACUGGAGAAGGACUUCAUCUUUGAACAGGUGUCCCAGCUCACCAACAAGCUCAAAGGCAAAACGCAGGCCUGCAAGAAGGACACCCUGCUCUUAGCCAAGAAGAUGAACGGCUACCAGAAAAGGAUCAAAGAUGCUACCGAAAAGAUGAUGGCUCUUGUGGCAGAGUUGUCCAUGAAGCAAGCCUUGACCAUUGAACUCCAAAAGGAAGUCAGGGAAAAAGAAGAAUUCAUCUUCUCUUGCAGUUCCAGGAUAGAAAAAGGUCUACCACUCAAUAGAGAGAUUGAGAAAGACUGGCUGAAGGUACUUCGAGAUGAAGAAAUGCACGCCUUUGCUGCUGUUGAGAGGUCACAGGAAGAUGCAGAAGCAGAAUAUCGCCAGCUGCCCAAUGGCGUUUACACGACUGCAGAGCAGCGUCCAAACGCCUACAUCCCCGAAGCAGACACCGCUCUGCCUCUGCCCAAACCGUACGGCGCCUUGGCUCCUUUUAAGCCCACAGAACCUGGAUCCAGUAGGAGACACAUAAGGAAACCUGUGAUCAAGCCAAUUGAAAUCUGAAUAUGAACCAAUCCAGCCAAAGGACGUGAG